Penicillium vulpinum is the source of this 1167-nucleotide messenger RNA. Its product is annotated as lactonase family protein. Gene Ontology annotation, molecular function: protein binding; 6-phosphogluconolactonase activity. The coding region runs from base 1 to 1167 and encodes 388 amino acids. The record is from RefSeq and is a predicted model, not a curated record. The transcript is spliced from 2 exons. NCBI's taxonomy places the organism in Eukaryota, Fungi, Ascomycota, Eurotiomycetes, Eurotiales, Aspergillaceae.
AUGUUUCGCUGUCUUUCUUUCUUCAUCUCCCUGGCAGCUGUCACGAACCUUUAUGCCACUCACUAUGACGGCAACAUAUACACACUCUCCUAUGAUGGUGCAAACUCACUUUCGAUCUCUUCAUCCUUGAAAACAUGCGGUGAUGGCCCUAGCUGGCUUACGUUCGAUUCGCCAACGCGCACACUUUAUUGCUCCGACCACUCAGGCAAUGCGUCUAUGAAUGGCCUGUUGAGCUCCUACUCUGUGAGCCGGGAUGGGAGCCUGAAGGAACUUGCGAAUACCGUUGACGUGGGUGCCGCAGUCCACAGUACUAUUUAUGGUGGCAAGGACGCGCACAAAAAGUAUUUGGCUAUUGCGCAUUACGGCGGUUCCACCCUUUCGACCUUUACCCUACCCCUUAGCCCCGAUGAGAAGGCCCUGCAGAUCUUCCGCUACCGAAUGUCCCAGCCCGGUAUCAAACCCGAGCAGGAUGCGUCGCACCCGCAUCAGGUGAUCCUCGAUCCAACCGGUGAUUUCAUCCUUGUUCCAGACCUGGGCGCCGAUAAAGUCCGCGUGUAUACCAUUAACCAGCAUUCGGGACGCCUGAAUGCAUGCCCUAGUCUUAAUUACACUGCCGGCAGUGGACCGCGCCAUGGUCUGUUCUGGAAAUCCAGCCCCUCGGAUGUAGCGCGAGCUCCAGUGACUAUGCUGUACACUGUCAGUGAAUUAAGCGGCCGCUUCAAUGCGUUUGCUGUGUCUUAUUUAUCCUCCGGAUGUCUCGGGUUCCGGGAAACCCAAUCCUUUGUGCCAUAUCCAGGCGGAAAGUUACCGGCUAAGGCUACGCCGGCGGCGCUCCUCAUGGCUGGGAAUUCUAUUUAUGCUUCGAUUCGCUUUGAUCAAGGACACCCUCCGAAUGAUUCCCUGUCGGUCUUGACUCGGUCCCCCAAUGGCACAGUGACUUUCAGCCAACUCACUUCUUCACAUGGCACCGUUCCCCGCACUUUUUCCAUCAAUAAGAAGGGCACUCUACUGGCUAUUGGGUGCCAGGCUUCAUCUAAUGUAGCCAUAGUCAAAAGGGAUCUGGAGAGUGGAAAGCUCGGCAAUCUAGUUGCCAACCUGCAGGUUGGACAGCCUGGUCAGGCUAGUAAUUCGUCGACGGGGUUGAGCAGCAUUAUCUGGGAAGAGUGA